AUGCAAAGCCAGCUUGUUCGCAUUCCGCAGGUGUCUGUAUCAAUUCAAUCUAAAAUGAAGCUCCUCGGCAUUCUAUCCAUAAUAUCAGCGGCGACUUCGCUUCGCCUAGAACCCAACUACACCUCAUCUGCAGGGGUAGAGAUCUUCAAUCCCUCAAUUAUGUUCCCGCCUACUGGCCCAUGGAGUCUGAUGUCAAAGGCAGGAAGUACUGUUUACGUCGCCGGUACAUAA
This is a messenger RNA of Colletotrichum paranaense, 231 nucleotides long. RefSeq names its product endoribonuclease L-PSP. Lineage: Eukaryota; Fungi; Ascomycota; Sordariomycetes; Glomerellales; Glomerellaceae. The coding region runs from base 1 to 231 and encodes 76 amino acids. The transcript has 2 exons. The record is from RefSeq and is a predicted model, not a curated record.